Messenger RNA from Medicago truncatula (barrel medic), 1374 nucleotides. RefSeq lists its product as uncharacterized. NCBI's taxonomy places the organism in Eukaryota, Viridiplantae, Streptophyta, Magnoliopsida, Fabales, Fabaceae. The record is from RefSeq and is a predicted model, not a curated record. Gene Ontology annotation, biological process: regulation of mitotic cell cycle. The coding region runs from base 174 to 992 and encodes 272 amino acids. The transcript is spliced from 5 exons.
GCAAGUUACCGUUGAACUCUCGUUACGUUGCAUAAAAGGUUUUCUCUCCGCCAAAACACACUUCAAAAAAACAAAUUAAGAGGAAAAGAAAGUGAUAAACGCGAUUUUCAGAAAUUAACAAGAGAGAAGCGAUUAUUUGGUGUUCAUUUGAGAUUAGCUACUUUAACCACAAAAUGGCUGCACGAACUGUUCGUUUGUUUCAAGACCAAAAUGUCAUUGACCAUGUUAAUGAUGCAGGAACUAUGUCUAUAAAGACAGAUUUUGCAGGAAAGUUGAAAUCUAGGGCUGGAGGAAGAAAACCACUUGGUGAUCUAUCCAAUGCAGUGAAGCCUAUUGACAUAGCAGAUGGAAAGAAGACCUUCAAUGGCAGCACAGUUAAACCCUCUGUUAAUCAAACACCAAACCUACUCAAGUCCAAGAACAACCCCACUAUUGUACUACAUAAAGAUAAGGAAGUUGUUUCUGCCAAGGGAAAAAAUCUUGAGAUCAACAAAAGAACUGGCAGCAAAGCUUCUAAGAAGUCAAAUACUGGCAGCAGGAGAGCACUUACUGACAUCUCAAACUCGCUGCAUGUUCCUGAUAUGAAAAAUAAGGACAGCCUGGAGACUAGUUCUUUUAAAGGGAAAUAUCUUCAUCCUGAUGCAAUUGCCGAAGAGCGGAUGUUUCAUAAUCAUGAAGAAUGUAUAAAAUCACAAAGUCAUGCAUUGGAUAUGCAUCAUUUUUUCAAGACUGCUAUACUUGGGGAUGAUUUGGAUGAUGACAUGAAAAUUUCACUUGAACAGCCUGCUUUUAGCAAACUGAAGUCUGAUGAUGCAUUCCUGGAAUUGAAGGAGAUGCCUGAAGAGUUGCCUGAUAUGCCGUCUCCAUCUGCUAAGCACGGUUCCCCAGUAUACUGCAAGAGUCCAGAAUUUUCAAGGAUUUCAAUGUGGGAUGACCCAGCUUUCGAUUUCAAUUUCACUCUGAUAGAAUCACCAAAAUCGUCUAAAAACUGAUUCUCUCCUGCAACAGUAUGAAGUACACAAUACAGUAGAUAUUGUGCCACUCUUGUGAUGGCAAUUAUUACUGUAUUCUUUUGGAGAUGUCGUUAAUGGUUGUUUAGCUAUUAUCUUAGAUUGAUGAUCUAUUAUCAAUCUUAGAUUGAUAAUAUUGCUUAGAAUAUUGGUGUAGUAGAUAGAUAUUUUGUGCCACUCUUGUGUUGGCAUCUAUUGCUGUAGUUUUUUUGGAGAUGACCUUGUUUAGCCAUUACCUUAAACUGAUAAUAUUGUUGAGAAGGUUUGUUUGUUUUGCCCAAAUUAUGUGAAUGAGUGCUUAGCCUUUUCUUGAUAGUAUUUCGUGCCACUCUUGUGAUUGCAAUUAUUGCUGGAUUCUUGUGAA